UUGGCGUCGUGUAUGGUGGUGUGGCGUACAGUGCCGGGUGAGUUUUGGUUAAAGUCGACGGUUGGACGUCAUCAGGAUGGGUCCUGUAUAUUAUGUCAUUUACGUCGCAUUAUUGUCCACGUAUGCGAGCGCGAGUACAGACACGAAUACGCGACCGAAGGACAGCCUGGUGGAGCAACUGAACGAGGAUAAUUGGGAUCGCAUGCUCACGGGAGAGUGGAUGGUCGAGUUUUAUGCACCAUGGUGUCCAGCUUGUAGAGCACUUGAACCAGUCUGGGAGGAUCUUGCAUUAUCCAAAAAGAAACUAAACAUCAAUGUUGGAAAGAUAGAUGUGACAAAUUCUCCAGGUCUUAGUGGCAGAUUUUUAGUUACAGCUUUACCUACAAUAUAUCAUGUAAACAAUGGGAUAUUUAGGCAGUAUAAGAGCCCAAGAGAUAAAUCAUCAUUAAUCGAAUUUGUAUCUGAAAAGACAUGGAUGAAAGUAGAUCCAAUAUCUAGUUGGAAAAGCCCAACAUCAUUCCAUAUGUCAUUUUUAAGUCAAUUUUUUAAAUUAUCCCAAAUAUUACGUAAUAUCCACAAUCAACUUUUGGAAGAUGUUGGGGUACCUGUAUGGGGUGUUUACUUGAUUUUUGCUGCUGCGACAGUUGUUUCAGGCACAAUAUUAGGAUUGCUUAUUGUGUGCUUGGUUGACUUCCUUUUUCCACCGUCACAGCAACAAGGUAAGAUGAAACAGACUGCUGCAACAGACGGUGCUACUCAAGAGAAAAAUUCAGACGAGGAUGAAAUUGUAGAAAAUAUUGGUGGUGAUUUAAUAGAUGAAGAAGAAUCUGAAACAGAGGAGCCUGAAAUGAAAGAAUCUGAAGCAAAGAAAUCUGAAACAAAGAAAUCUGAGACGAAAGAAGUAGAAGCGAGUGAGACAGAUAAAGAUAGUAAAGCUGAUACUAGUAGUCCUAACGUUCGCAAACGUAAGCCACGCAAGGCUGACUAGAGAUAUUAAUUCGUUCAAUGUAAAUAUUCAGCAAACAAAUUAAUUGCAACUAGCCCUUGGCGGUAUCCCCCCAAAGUCAUUCCUGUGCAUUGAAAUGCACCAA
Cyphomyrmex costatus is the source of this 1091-nucleotide messenger RNA. RefSeq names its product thioredoxin-related transmembrane protein 1. Gene Ontology annotation, molecular function: disulfide oxidoreductase activity. The record is from RefSeq and is a predicted model, not a curated record. The coding region runs from base 77 to 988 and encodes 303 amino acids. NCBI's taxonomy places the organism in Eukaryota, Metazoa, Arthropoda, Insecta, Hymenoptera, Formicidae. The transcript has 5 exons. Gene Ontology annotation, cellular component: endomembrane system.